Musa acuminata subsp. malaccensis (wild Malaysian banana) is the source of this 3451-nucleotide messenger RNA. RefSeq lists its product as uncharacterized. The record is from RefSeq and is a predicted model, not a curated record. Lineage: Eukaryota; Viridiplantae; Streptophyta; Magnoliopsida; Zingiberales; Musaceae.
AACAGCCUAUCAUGUCCUAUAGCAUCCGAAUUCCUAAAUAUGUCAAGGGUAAUACAUGGCAAACACUUCAUCGUACCCUUUUGGAUCCAAACACAUGAGUGGUGUCUUCCAAGUCCCAGCUGAUACUUUAAUCUCUGCUUGCCAUACUGUUUACACAGAAAUCAGGGAGACAACAUCAAUUCUACAACAUGCAGUGUUUGAGCUUUUACAAUUUUGUUCUUAAGGUGAUCCUAUGGGAUUUAUAACUCAAUGUUUUCACCUUUUUCCCUGUUGGAAGAUACUUCAUAGAAACAAAGAAAUCAUACAACAACCAUCAACCAAAAAGAAAGAAGACCCAAACUACUAGAAGAGAUAGUCUGCUUCUGUGGGAUAAAAUUUACUUUUGUGAUGGUCCAUUUUUCUUUGGGGAGUGUGGUCUACUUGUCAGCUGUCUUACCAUUCCACCACACUCUCCUCAAUUUUUUUCUGUAAAGCCAUUACAGUUGUCCAUAUAAUGUCUGAUCAACCAGUCCUUGCUAGAUUGUUGGUUCCCCACCUGAUCUUGAAGAGGUUUGAGGUACUACAAAUAGUACAUUCUUAGCUUCAUUGUAUGUGUAUAAAUAAAUUGGCCAUGUAUCAGAAUUAAUCAAUCAAGUAAUCAUCAGAAGACCUAAUUUGCAGCACAAGUUGUUGAAGACUUUAAAGUCAUUCUCACUUUGAUAUUAUAAGCAAAGUGUCCCUAAUCAUGCUGGUGUUUAUGCUAAAAAUUCAGCUAAAUAGCUGCUUGCAUUGCCAGCUUAACUAAUUUACAUGUCAAGUAUCAAACAUAAAUGCAGUAUAAAGCAAAUAAACAAAUAUUUUGUUUCUGCAAACAUAAUUAAACUGAUAAAUCAUGGUGUUCCUUGGAUGCUAGAGUAUGGUGUAUCAAAAGCUUAGACAAGCAUAAAAGGAAGAGAAAAGAUAGAGAUCACCUGAGUUCGGUAUGACAUAUAGAACACAGCCCCAGACGCAAAUUGACUAUGCCCCUAACAAGAUCAAUGAUGCUGACUUUGAUGAACACCACAAACUUUUUUCUUUACCACAAUGAUUGGUCAUACAAUUGCUAUCUAUAAUAGAUUGGAACAUUUACCAAUCAAUAUAAUAGAUCUUAUGGUAGGUCACAAACUGGGAGAAUUUGCGCCUACUCUGACUUUUGCAAGAAACGAUAAUAAAUCUCACUUCUGAAUCCGGUCCUCCUAAACAUCAUAUAAACAUUGACUUUAGCCAAGACAAGUUCCAGGAGAACUCUUUAGGUGAAUCCCAUAACCAGAAGUUAUCGAGGAUGAUCCGAAGAUCUCACUCCUGUGGGCACUGUGGAUGACAGAAGAGCCACAGGAAGGCUGCAUCUACUGGGGAGGGAGGAAUUGAUUUACAUAUACCCUAACAACCAGGAUGAUAUUUCUUGUACUUUCCAUUCCCCUACAGUGGUCUCUGCCACUCUAUUCUAAUCACUAGACCAGCUGACUCCAUUGCCUCUCUCACUCCCCCACUUUGUCGCCACACACGGCCACCAUGUGACCUUGUGGCCAUUCUUCCCUUCCUGCCAUGUCAAGAAGAUGCGGUGGUUCGGCUCCCACUUGAAAUCCCCACACCUUCCCACCUGUUCUUCCUCCCCUUCCUCCCUCUGGCGUUCCAUAUAUAUUAGACGAGUCUCACUGCAUCCCCUGAUCUCUUCUCCUCACCCUCUUCCUUCCCAAAUUCCAAACUCUAGAUCUAUCAGGCCUUCAAAUGGCCUCCCUCUCCUCUUCAACCAUUAUUGUUCUUCUGCUGCUUCUCUUCCUCCAUGUUAGCCUCACCAUUUCCUCCUCCUCUUCCACCACCACCACCACUUCCCCUGCUUCGAAGUCACAAAAGCCACAACUUUCAAGCAAAAGAUCCAUGAUUGAAGCAGGAGAGGAAGGUGAAAAGAUUCAGAAUCCCACACUCGUCAAGAAGAAACCAUUCUUGGGGACUAAAAACCAGACCAAACUCUUAAAGCCCAAAAAGACCAACUCCACUGCCACAGCUGCCGCAGCCGCCGCCAUCGCCAUGGAUUCCAAAUCCAACAAAACCACCAAGAAUAAGCUCGGUAAAAUCCUUGACGCCACCUUGAAAACCUCAAAUUCCACCAAGCUUCUCAAAACCAUCAAGCUUAUCAAGUCCAAUCUGACAAAAUCCUCCAAAGACCAGCUCAAAUCUCUCAAUUCCACCUCCAAUUCCACCAAAUCUUCCAAAAAAUCGGUUUUUGAUCCGCCCAUUGCCAAGAUCAAGACCACAUCCGCCCCCAAAGCUCCCAAACCGCAGCAACCCAGCAAGCCUCCCGUGGCGACGAAGCCGUCCAUGCCCAAGGCGAAGCCGGAGGAAUCGACGGCCUGGAUGGAGACAAUGGACGACAUGGACCACACGGAUCUCAUCUCCGACUUUCGGGAGCUCCCCUCCCGCCUGCUCCCCGACCUCGAGCGCCUCUCCACCACCUCCAAGGCCUACAUCUCCGCGGCCAACCGCGGCAUCGCCGAAGGCGUCAAGCCUUACGUGGGCAAGAGCUUCGCCCCCAAGGUUGCCCCCGUGCUCUCCUCCCUCUUCCUCGCGCUCCCCCUGCUCCUCUUCACCCUCCUCUUCCGCCGCCUCCGUACCUACCUCUCCCUCCACCGUCUGCUCCUCUUCAUCCAGGCCUAUCUCGCCAUCUACUUCGCCACCCUCGCGCUGACCGCCCUGGCGACGGGGCUGGAGCCCCUGCGGUUCUUCUACGCCACCUCGCCGGGCUCCUACACCUGGACGCAGGCGGCGCAGACGACCGGCUACCUAAUGUACCUGAUACUGCAGCUGGCCGACCUGGUCGCGGUGUUCUCCGGCGGCAAGAACGCCGGCGGUGGCGGUGCGUCGGCGCGGGCGCUCGCCCUGGCGCAGAUGGUGAUCGGCCUGGCGGUGGGGGUGCACUACUACGCGGCCGUGUUCCACCGGGCGGUGAGCGGCGAGGCACCGCGGGCCAACUGGCGCGUGCACGGCGUCUACGCCGCGUGCUUCCUCGUGAUUUGCACGUGCGCGCGCGCGGAGAGGAGGAAGAAGGCGUACUACGAAGGGGGAGAAGACGGGAAGAAGAGUUAAAACUUUCGGGGGCAUUAUCGGAAGCGUAUCACAGGGGUAUAACGGGAAGAGUGGAAGAUACCGAUUGCGGGUGUAAUUUGGGAAGAGCAUUACGUUCUCCUAAUAUUUCUCAUCACCAUUUUACUUUCCAUGUUAUUUAUUACUUCUAGCUAUGUAACAAUAAAAAAUGUAAUAAGGUGUGGAUUGGGGAUAAGAACACGAGAGAGAGAGAGAGAGAGAGAAGAGGUAGGAAAUUAAAGUGAUGAUGCACUGAACAAGACAAAACUUGCUUCUGUUGUUUGAUGGUGUCUGGCCUCAUUCGAUUCGCAUAACAUGAUAAAUGACAUCUUUAAUUAUUUCAUGUUUGACA